AUGGAGCCCUCGCCAACCUCCUCCUCCUCGCCGGCUGUGGCGCGCCGGUUGUCGCCGGAGGUAAGGAGGGUGCGGAAGCGGGCGCUGGAGGAGGUGCUGGAGCAGGUCCAGCGGGCGGUUGAGAUGCUGCGCGACGCCGACGCUGAUCUCGGCGUCUCUCUCUCGGAGGACACCGCAGCAGCCCCGCCGGAGGGCGAGGACCGCAGGGGCGAUGUCGGUGUCGAUGGAGAUGACGUGGCGACGUCGUCGGUUGCGAGUGACUCCGAUUACGAGACGGCCCAGAUGUGUGACCUUCUUAAAUCUAAGGUUGGAUCGCUCGAGUUCCUUCAAAAGCUCAAUGGUAUUCAUAAGCCAGUAGAUCAGAAUGGUGCAGUGGAACCUGAUGCAUCAUGGGAUAUAAUAAAGUCAGUCGAUUUGUGGGAAGAUGGUGACUCAGAUGAUGGAUAUGUUCUUGUUAAGCAGGAGGAUGUGGUUGAUGGGAUUACUUCCUUUAUGGCUGCAUACUUGUUAUCACUUAAAAGGACCGAGGACCUGUCCCUGAUCAACUUCAGAAAGCGCUUAGGAAGACGUUUUCAGCUGAAAAGAAGAAAAGUAAAAUCCGGAAGGCAUGGGAUGGAACUAAAGUCAUUUAUAAUGUUGCUUCAUGGGGCGCUACUGCUGUUGGGUAAUAUAGCCUGA
Miscanthus lutarioriparius is the source of this 678-nucleotide messenger RNA. The record is from the annotation of a GenBank genome assembly. NCBI's taxonomy places the organism in Eukaryota, Viridiplantae, Streptophyta, Magnoliopsida, Poales, Poaceae.